UCCCCUUCACGAUAAAAAAUUGUACAGGACAAUAAAUUCAUAACAUGUUGAAAAUGCGUUUUGAAAUGAGUGAAAUUUAAUCAGAUUUUUUCACUGCUGUGAAUAUUAACAUUAAAAAUUUUUCGAUGAGUCACAAGUUUUUCCAUCUCGUGCAGUGAAACAGUGAUUGACCGUUGAUAAUCAAUCACUGAAAUGACAAUAAUAACGACAAUGUGUACCCGACUUUUCUCCUGCCCACUGUGCACCCAACCGAGUUUCAAUUCCUUAGAUUCAUUGAGAAUUGGUCUCGUGAGUGUAGCCACACGUCCCUUGACAUGUCCCAUCUGCAACGACACAGUCCUAGGAAUAGACAAAUUGACAAUUCACCUGUUUGGACAUACAAUAACUGAGAACAGACCAAAUGAGCUUCAGCCACUUGAAUCCAAAAAUCGACAAUUCGUCAAGACGAAUGGCUUCGAAGUGGCCGAUUCUGGGGGAAAAUGUGGGAAUUCUGUGAUUGUCCUCAACGAGACAUCCUCAAUUAUCCACCUGAAGAACCCCCACAACCUUAGAGAUGAUUCUUCCAUUUCCGGACAAUUUAUUGCGACAGUUCCUGUGGUGUUCAAUGGCAUGAGAGAAGAAACUAGUGCACCAACGACAAAUGUAGCACCUCAACCACGUGCAAAUGAUCCUGAGAUGACUGUCUUGAAUGUUGAUACUGUCCCCCAGUCAGAUACAGAUCCCUGGCAGGAGAAUUUGCUGUCGGAAACCCCUGAAGAAUGUAAUCCUGACGGAUUUCAUAAUCAAAAUAUCGACGACAUUACGACUAACGAAAUAUCGACGUGUGAAACAGUUCCUAGAAGUAUUAUUUCAUCAGCCGAGUCGAGUCUGCACAUUCCAGAGCCUUGCAAUGUUCAUUUCCCCAACACUAAUGCGAAAUGUCAUGAAGAAGAGAUUCAAAGUGACUUAUUAAUUCUCAAAGAACACUCUGAGGAUCGGAAAUCAUCGGCAGUGACCAAUGGAACGUUGAAUGAUAAGAGGGAGCGGUGUAAUAUUUGUGGGUUGAGCUUGGUGAAUCGUAACUCCCUGAUAUUGCACAAACAACUUGCCCAUAAAAUAGCUGCCAAGGAUUGUAACAUCAGGCCUGAGGAUCUCCUGAAAAAUUAUCCGUGUCAUUUGUGUUCUAAAGUUUUCAAGAUGAGAGGGAGCCUUAUGAUUCAUAUGAGAGUGGCUCAUACAGGAGGUAAUCUAGCCACACUAGGAGGAGAACGAAAUUCAGAUGGAGGCUUCAAUUGUCCUUUGUGUGGAAAGAAUUUUAAAAAGGAACAACAUGUCACUCAGCAUCUGAAAACCCACGAGGGAAAACAGUGGGAGUGUGAUGUUUGCAGUAAAAUGUUUACGACAAAGUACUUUCUAAAGAAACAUAAGAGACUUCACUCUGGAGAAAUGCCUUAUCAGUGCAAUAUAUGCAACAAAACGUUUACGUUUCAACAAUCGUAUCAUAAGCACAGACUCUACCACAAAGAUGAUAAACCUCACACGUGUACAGUUUGUGGGAGGUCCUUCAAGGAGCUCUCGACAUUGCAUAAUCAUGAGAGAAUUCACACUGGGGAAAAGCCCUUUGCCUGCGAAACUUGUGGGAAAUGUUUUCGACAACGUGUGUCUUACCUCGUUCACAGGAGGAUUCAUACUGGGGUAAUGCCGUACACAUGUUCGGCUUGUGGAAAGAGUUUCAGAUACAAAAAAUUACUAGCCAAACGUGAUCAGGAGCUGUCGAAUUUUGUCAUUCAGGUCAGUCAAAGGACCCACAAAUGUCCAGGACAAUCAGACGGGCAUGAACAGCCUUCAUUGCCAUCAGUUCUUGAUCAAAUACCUGAGCCUCCGAGUUCUGAACCUCAGAUCAAUGCAUUCGCAUUGGAUAAAGCCAAUAAGUUUGUGGUAAUACCCAACAGCAAUGGAGAGCCAACUUUAACCCGAGAGAUGGACAUAAAUCCCUUGAAUUCAACAAAUAUGUUCCACUUUACACCACAUCCAGACCCACCGGAAAUUGAUGAUAGAGGAGGGUCUGCAGGGGCUGGAUCCACUGGAGGGGUCCAACUGCCAGAAGACCAUUCCCAAGACUUCCUCUCUCUAGUUAUGUCACCGAUGCAGAAUGAUCCAUCCUCCCCCACCACUGAGAUGCAACAUCUCAGACUGGCCUCUCCAAAACAGUCGGAAAAUUGUCAAGAAUCUGAUCAACAAUAUCAAGAUCCCUCGGACAAUCUCCAGAAAGACUUAAAACACGCAAUCGAUGGUAUUUUGAAUGAACGAAAUCGCGAGAAUAACUCCCUGGAGACGAUAAACGAGGAGUCGUUGAAGGAAUUACUGUAUGGAAUUAACAAAACUCUGUGAAUAAAGUAAAUUAUCUAAUUAAUUUAAAUUAGUGAAUCAUGUUAUUCAGGGUUCCUUGCUGAUGUUAUGUAAAAUAUUUUUUUAUUGAGAUUUCAUGUUGACUUCGCCAAGUGAACAAAUUGAAUUAUUAAUAGUGAUUCUAUUGUAUUGGAAGCAUUCCUCACUAAUAAAAUAUUCUCUGAAAUUUAU
Messenger RNA from Diachasmimorpha longicaudata, 2559 nucleotides. RefSeq names its product zinc finger protein ZFP2-like. Gene Ontology annotation, biological process: regulation of transcription by RNA polymerase II. Gene Ontology annotation, molecular function: chromatin insulator sequence binding. Gene Ontology annotation, cellular component: chromosome. The transcript has 5 exons. The record is from RefSeq and is a predicted model, not a curated record. Lineage: Eukaryota; Metazoa; Arthropoda; Insecta; Hymenoptera; Braconidae. The coding region runs from base 193 to 2370 and encodes 725 amino acids.